UCCACUCUCUCUCUCUCUCUCUCUCUCUCUCUCUCCCUGCUUCACAUUCAGACAUCGGGUCUUCGUCUCUUCCUCUUUAGAGACGCAGAGGCCUUAAGACAGAGAAAUCGCCGAAAUCUCAGACGCACACAGAUACUCCGAAAAUGGCGACGAAUAUCGGAAUGAUGGAUGGGGCUUACUUCGUAGGCAGAUCUGAGAUCUUGGCCUGGAUCAACUCCACUCUGCAUCUCAAUCUCAACAAAGUCGAAGAGGCGUGUUCCGGUGCGGUUCAAUGCCAGCUCAUGGAUGCGGUUCAUAACGGUAUGGUGCCGAUGCACAAGGUGAACUUUGAUGCCAAGAGCGAGUAUGAGAUGAUUCAGAACUACAAGGUCCUUCAGGACGUCUUUAACAAACUCAAAAUCACCAAGCACAUUGAGGUGAGCAAGCUUGUGAAAGGAAGGCCGCUGGAUAAUUUGGAGUUCAUGCAAUGGAUGAAGCGAUACUGUGAUUCCGUCAAUGGAGGCAGCAUGAACACUUACAAUGCUCUGGAAAGGAGAGAUGCUUGCAAAGGCGGGAAAGAAGCACACAAAAGAGGUGCCCAAUCACAAACAUCGGCCAAGGGUGCAGCAGCUUCCCAAAGAUCUCACUCCUCCCACACUGCUCGAAGAAAUGAUGUACCACCUUCUGUGAACUCUACAAGUCAAUCCGGGAAGACCUCGAGACCUGCUUCUAGUGGAGGCCCUGCUCCCCCUGUAUAUGACGAACAGAUCACAGAGUUGAAACUUUCAGUGGAUAGCCUUGAAAAGGAGAGGGAUUUCUACUUUGCAAAGCUCCGGGAUAUUGAGAUACUUUGCCAGAAUCCUGAGAUUGAGCACUUAAAUGUUGUUGCUGCUAUACAGAAGAUUCUUUAUGCUACCGAAGAUGAUGCAUCAGUGGUAGCAGAUGCUUGA
Molecule: messenger RNA, 929 nt
Organism: Prunus avium (sweet cherry)
Lineage: Eukaryota; Viridiplantae; Streptophyta; Magnoliopsida; Rosales; Rosaceae
Gene: EB1C
Product: end binding protein 1C
Molecular function (GO): microtubule binding
Source: RefSeq, a predicted model, not a curated record